Molecule: messenger RNA, 1103 nt
Organism: Puma concolor (puma)
Lineage: Eukaryota; Metazoa; Chordata; Mammalia; Carnivora; Felidae
Gene: MED8
Product: mediator complex subunit 8
Biological process (GO): regulation of transcription by RNA polymerase II
Cellular component (GO): mediator complex; core mediator complex
Molecular function (GO): transcription coregulator activity; RNA polymerase II cis-regulatory region sequence-specific DNA binding
Source: RefSeq, a predicted model, not a curated record
GGAAGUCGUUGCCGCCUACACUGACGCCGCAAUGCAGAGGGAGGAGAAGCAGCUUGAGGCAUCAUUAGAUGCACUGCUGAGUCAAGUGGCUGAUCUGAAGAACUCACUGGGGAGUUUCAUUUACAAGUUGGAGAACGAGUAUGACCGGCUGACCUGGCCCUCUGUUCUGGACAGCUUUGCCUUGCUCUCUGGACAGUUGAAUACUUUGAACAAGGUCUUGAAGCACGAAAAGACACCACUGUUCCGUAACCAGGUUAUCAUCCCUCUGGUGUUGUCCCCAGACCGAGAUGAGGAUCUCAUGCGGCAGACUGAAGGACGAGUGCCUGUUUUCAGCCAUGAGGUGGUCCCUGACCAUCUGAGAACCAAACCUGAUCCUGAGGUUGAAGAGCAAGAGAAGCAACUAACAACAGAUGCUGCCCGCAUUGGUGCUGAUGUGGCUCAGAAGCAGAUCCAGAGCUUGAAUAAAAUGUGCUCAAACCUCCUGGAGAAAAUCAGCAAAGAGGAGCGGGAAUCAGAGAGUGGAGGUCUUCGGCCGAACAAGCAGACCUUUAACCCUGCAGACACCAAUGCCUUAGUAGCAGCUGUGGCCUUUGGGAAGGGGCUGUCUAACUGGAGACCUUCAGGCAGCAGUGGUCCUGGCCAGCCAGGCCAGCCGGGAGCCGGCACAAUCCUUGCAGGAGCCUCAGGAUUACAGCAAGUGCAGAUGGCAGGAGCUCCAAGCCAGCAGCAGCCAAUGCUCAGUGGGGUGCAGAUGGCCCAAGCAGGUCAAACAGGAAAAAUGCCAAGUGGAAUAAAAACCAACAUCAAGUCAGCUUCAAUGCAUCCCUACCAGCGGUGAGUGUGGCUGGCAAUCCCCACUCCCAGGUGCUCUUUGCAGAGGUGGGCAGUGAAAUCGCCUUUUGCCCAAAGCUGAACUAGAUGUGUACAAUAAAAAGAACGUGAGCUUUCAGCACCAGACAAAUCCCAGCUUCACCACUGACUGACUGUGUGACCUUGGGCAAGUGACCUAAUUUUUCUGAACCCGUUUUCUUGUUUAUAAAUGGUGAUACCUACCUCAUAGGGUUGUUGUGAGGAUUAAAAUGAGAAAAUGAAUGUAAAACACU